AUGACCGAGUCUUGGACGUCAAAUAGCACCACCUCGAUGGCGAUACGCCUCGUUGGCUCGCCUCAUGGUACCGACGCACCUUUCCACCCUACCUUCACAUAUCCAAUCUAUGGCGAAGCCGAAACUAUCUACGGCUACCAGGGACUCUCCAUCAAUCUUGACGUCGCAUCAGGCAGCCUCGUUCCACUGCUUGAUGUCAAGUACCGCGCCAAGAACGAAUCAACCACAGCAACCCUCGACGAUGCAGAAGGCAAGAUCAAAGGGUUCCUACCUGCCGACCACAUCUCGACCUCCAUGUCCUCUUCAGCACGUCAAGACUUUGACGCAGCUCUGGGGCAAAGCGCUAGUUUCCGCCCACUUGGUGACAAGGUGCACAGCUAUACUCGGCGCAAGGUGAACAAGGGCAAGGGCAAGUCUGCCAACGUUGCAUCACUUGCAUCUUCGGCGCUGUCAGAGGAUGAUCCAAAUGCACGGGUGUUUGAAGUAUACCGCUCGACAUGGGAAACACCAGGGUUCCGAGAGUAUCAUCGUCGAAUGCAGCUCUUUGUGUUGCUCUUCAUCGAAGGCGCGAGCUACAUUCAGGAGGAGGAGACCAACUGGGAGUUCUUUACGCUGUACGAAAAGGUGAAAAAAGGCGAGAAGUCAACAUGGCACUUUAUGGGAUACACAAGCUUGUACAAGUUUUGGUGCUGGCCCGACUCUUCACGCAUUCGACUAUCUCAAUUCGUCGUCCUUCCGCCUUAUCAGAAACAGGGUCAUGGAGGUGCUCUCUACACCACAGUCUACGAUCAGAUCCGUCAACGAUCUUCCGUUUUGGAGCUGACAGUAGAAGAUCCAUCAGAAGACUUUGAUCGAUUGCGCGAUGGCAACGACCUUCGCCGUCUGCUCGCACCGGGCGGAUUCGUCGAGGUAGCAAAAGCAGAAGGCAAGCUUCAUGCGCCGGUCGAUGCAAAGUGGAUCGAACAGAAACGGCUGGAACACAAACUCGCGCCUCGACAGUGGGCAAGAGUGUUGGAGAUGGUGCAGCUUAUGAAUUUGGACACGAGCGACGAAGAGAAGAUCAAGCAGUACAGAUUGCAGGUCAAGGCAAGAAUUUACCGCCAAAACAAGGACAUCUUGAUUCAGCUGGAGAAGGCACAACAGCGUGCGAAGCUGCAAGAGACAUUCGAAAGCGUUAUUGAAGAGUACGGAGACAUGGUUGGGGUGGAUAUCGAGCCGAUUUUGGAUGUUGGACCCAGUUCUGGUGGUCUUGAUGGGGUUGAUGAGGAAGACGAAGAGGAGGAGGAUGAGGAUGACAGACAUUAUCAGAAUGGGAACGGUCCCCCUCGUAAGAUGGCUAAGUUCGCAUGA
Ustilago hordei is the source of this 1350-nucleotide messenger RNA. RefSeq lists its product as uncharacterized. The transcript has a single exon. Gene Ontology annotation, cellular component: nucleus. The record is from RefSeq and is a predicted model, not a curated record. The coding region runs from base 1 to 1350 and encodes 449 amino acids. Gene Ontology annotation, biological process: subtelomeric heterochromatin formation. NCBI's taxonomy places the organism in Eukaryota, Fungi, Basidiomycota, Ustilaginomycetes, Ustilaginales, Ustilaginaceae. Gene Ontology annotation, molecular function: histone binding; histone H4 acetyltransferase activity.